AGACAUCCAGCCGGGGUAUUAGUAAAAACCAAGCCUCCCUCCAGGAAUGGCACUCGCUUGAGAGCCUCCCUGUGCUGCACGCCCCGACGCCGCUGGGGCUGGGAGGGAGAACAGGGGGACUAUUGGGAUACAAAUCACAGCCCUCGCAGGAUUUGCCCGGCACAUCGGCCAGCAAUUGAGAAGAAGGACAGCGAGAAGGAAGAGAGAAGGCUCGAGAGCAACAAUGGCUGAUGACCAAGACCUUUCAGAGGUGGAGAUGAGCCCAGUGGGCUCUGAAGACCACCACUGUCUCUCGCCAGGACCCUCCAUGGCAUCGGAAAACUCCCCACAUCUCACUGGUUCUGGGAACGGGGAGAUGGGGAAGGUCAAGAAGGAACAGCAAGACACAGAGGCAGAUGAUGACAAGUUCCCGGUGUGCAUCCGUGAGGCAGUCAGCCAGGUGCUGAGUGGCUAUGACUGGACCCUGGUGCCCAUGCCUGUCCGGGUCAAUGGAAGUAACAAGAGCAAACCCCACGUCAAGCGGCCCAUGAAUGCCUUCAUGGUCUGGGCACAGGCUGCCCGGAGGAAGUUGGCUGACCAGUACCCGCACCUCCACAACGCCGAGCUCAGUAAGACCUUGGGGAAGCUUUGGAGGCUGUUGAACGAAAGCGACAAGCGGCCCUUUAUCGAAGAGGCAGAGCGGCUGAGGAUGCAGCACAAGAAGGACCAUCCUGAUUACAAGUACCAGCCCCGUCGGCGGAAAAACGGCAAGGCCACACAGGGUGAGGGUGAAGGCCAGGUAGAGGGGGACGCUGGCGGGGCUGCUGCCAUCCAGGCCCACUACAAGAACGCCCACCUGGAUCACAGGCAUCCCGGUGAAGGGUCGCCCAUGUCUGACGGUCAUCCAGAACACUCCUCAGGUCAGAGCCACGGGCCCCCCACACCGCCUACCACUCCUAAGACCGAGCUGCAGGCAGGCAAAGCCGACUCCAAACGGGAAGGGCGUUCCCUUGGGGAAGGGGGAAAGCCACACAUUGACUUUGGCAAUGUGGACAUUGGGGAAAUCAGCCAUGAAGUGAUGUCCAACAUGGAGACCUUUGAUGUCAAUGAAUUCGACCAAUACCUGCCGCCCAACGGACACGCCGGCCACCCAGGCCAUGUCGGGGGCUAUGCGGCAGCGGCGGCUGCUGGCUACGGCCUUGGGAGCGCCCUGGCUGCAGCCAGUGGACACUCUGCCUGGAUCUCCAAGCAGCAUGGAGUCUCCUUGUCCACUGCCACCUCAUCAGUGGUGGAUUCCAAGGCCCAGGUGAAAACAGAGGGGUCCACCCCUGGAGGUCAUUACACUGACCAGCCCUCCACCUCCCAGAUAGCUUACACAUCCCUGAGUCUGCCCCACUACGGUUCGGCCUUUCCCUCCAUCUCCAGGCCACAGUUUGACUACCCGGACCACCAGCCCUCAGGACCCUACUACAGCCAUUCCACUCAAGCCUCUGGCCUUUACUCUGCCUUCUCCUAUAUGGGACCUUCUCAACGUCCCCUUUACACUGCCAUCUCUGACCCUGCACCGUCUGUGCCACAGUCCCAUAGCCCCACACAUUGGGAACAGCCCGUGUACACGACUCUCUCCAGACCAUAGGGAAUGGGAAACGGUGACCGAAGCAGGAAUGGAAAGGCUCCGAAGAAUCAGCACAGGCAGAAGAGCCUCUGAACUCCAAGGUCACUCAGUGCCCAUCCAGUCACCAGAAUGCACUGAGUAUACCGAAGUGCCUUUCUUGACCCCAGCUAUCAUUGGCACACCCGCCUUGAGGAAGGUUUAUCGUCCUUUCGCCCUUUACCACUUUCAUGCAGGCCACACGACUGGCUUGCCACACCUUAUUGGCCUUCUAGAUGAGGAGGAUUCUAGACAUGGAGUGACUGGUCUGUGGUGGGUUUUGUGUGCACCAUGGACUGUACAAUGAGAGAGACUGUCCUUUCCUUCCCCUCCCCAGAUUGCUCCAGGGAGUUAGCAAGUGUUUCCAACAGGCUACAAUGGCAAGCACUUUGUCACCUACCGCAAGUGAAGGGUGGUUGCUCAGCCUUGGUGGAUGUGUAAGAGGAGCAGUAGGGAGGAUGGCAUGGACGGCUUCCUUGCAAUCAGCAUCGUGCAGCAGUCCUGCCUAAGAUUCACACGUGCAUGAAUCUUGAACCACUUGGAAGACCAACCUACACCUGCUUCCCUGCUGAUUUCCACAGCUGCACCCCAGCUUUUCUCCCCACCUCCUCUCUCCAUCCUGUCUCUGUUUAAUCUUACACUUUUUCCAGCAUGGGGAUUUUAAGCAUGAACAGUGCAUGGGACUUGGGAACAGCAUUGUCAGUCUUAGUGUAACUCAUAUUACAGCCUGUAUGCACAUGUGUGUUCAUGAAUGGAGGUGGAGGAGAGGUGGGGAAGGACCAGUGAAUCACUACGGUGUUGUGGGUGAAUCCUCUUUUCUUAAAAUUACUCUGUAUCAUUCAUUUAUGUCAGGCAUUUCUGGCCUCUCAGUCUUUUCUAAUCUCUUCAGAAUCCCAAACAACCCCUAAGCAAACUUGGUCCUUGCUCUUCCAUGUUUGACUGUGCCUUCCUGAAAUGAAGAGGCACCAAGAAAGCUACUAUGCACUUGUCAACACUCUGAGGUGAUUCCAGUACUCUUUGAACCCCCACUCCAAACCCAGGCUGAUGGGAUCUGUGUCCCCACUCAUUUGUUCAUCAUGUCUCCCAGUCAGUCAACACCUCUCUCCCAUCUACACUGAGGAUGGAAAGAUACUCCUGUGGCUUUAAGCAAGGUAGAUACAGACCCAAUCUUGGAUGGGUGUAAAGAAGCCUAUUUAGGUGCAAAGGAAUCUAUUUUCCCCUUUGGGUUUCAAACUCAAAGCAACCAGCUCUCCCAGUCAGACUAAUCUCCUUUUUCAGUCCAACACCUGCGGACAGUCUGCUUGCUUCUCCUUUGUCACCUUCAGGACUGGGGUGGUUUGUCAUGCCAGGGAGUGAACUGGCACAAAACUUGCUGCAGGAAAAGAUGACUCCUGCCAAUUGAUCACAGAGACAUUUGUGGGACCGUCCAGUGCAUAUUCCAGUCUAGAAAGAGACUUUAACCAAACGUGGACUGCGAUGGGCACUGCUGUAUCCCUCUGCUGAUAUGACUGUCAGAUGCCUCUCCUGCCUCCCUUAGCUACAGAUGACUUAUCCUUGUGGUGUCUGAAAAGAUCACGUAGAAUGUUUGCUCCUUGUACGCAUGUAACUUCUUCCAGCCCUGUCCCCUUAUUUAUGCAAGUAGCACCUUCCUCCCUCACCUCCCUUUCCUCAGUCUCUAUGCUGUCCUAGCACCAAUAACUCUGCAUUAAA
Lepidothrix coronata (blue-crowned manakin) is the source of this 3340-nucleotide messenger RNA. RefSeq names its product SRY-box 10 (gene SOX10). The transcript has 4 exons. The record is from RefSeq and is a predicted model, not a curated record. Bases 224 to 1615 code for a protein of 463 amino acids. NCBI's taxonomy places the organism in Eukaryota, Metazoa, Chordata, Aves, Passeriformes, Pipridae. Gene Ontology annotation, molecular function: RNA polymerase II cis-regulatory region sequence-specific DNA binding; DNA-binding transcription factor activity, RNA polymerase II-specific. Gene Ontology annotation, cellular component: nucleus. Gene Ontology annotation, biological process: enteric nervous system development; neural crest cell migration; peripheral nervous system development.